GCCGGUUACGUAAGAUUCAAAAUAGCUCCUGGUACCGAGGUGGGUACGAAAUACCUACAGGCAUCCCGCUUCCGUACAGUAUUCAAUUUCAGCUUCAUCGCCAGCGCCGUGGAAACUAGAUUGUGCUCCGGGUAUUCUGAAAUAUACACGGCCCAGUAAAUAUGUUUAUUAUAUCUUGAAUGUACAAAUCUCUUAGCAAGCAACGAUACCCACCAGCUCGUCCAUUCUCAGAUCUUAUCGUCAAUAUCGUCGAUCCAAAGCCUAGCUAGGUAUCUGCCUAGGUAGAGGAGAGAAGUCGAAAUGGUAGCAUUGCCGUUGUUCAAGCUAGCCUCCCUAUUCCUAAGACAUGUCUCAAAAUAUGGCGCCAAUCGAAUCAAAGUACAAGCUCAUGAUCAUCCACGCUUCCGCGUCUUUGCUGCCAAGUAUGGUCAAUCGAUACAUCAAUUGAACAUGCGCUUAUCGGUGGCGCUCCUCCGAGACGUCGAGGCGGAAAUAAGAGCCAAGGAGAAGGCAGAAGCACCUACGGUGAAAACAAAAGAGCAAGUAGAGAAGGAGGAGGGAAUCCGUGCCAAGCACGGUACAACCAACCAGGAAUCUCGUGCCAAAAAGACAUUGCCUAUGCUAAGUGUCUGGAGAAGGAAGUUCAGGCCUCUUCCAGAAGCUAAGGCGGUUGAUCUAUUUGCAGAUGUGGUCGGCGAUGCCUUCAUUCUCCUGGUGGGUACCGUAUUGAUAUUGUACGAGUACCACAGGUCAUCUCAAAAACCGGAUACCAAUCUUGAGAAAAUCAAAGAGCUCAACGCACUCUUUGAAGAGCUUGAUAGAAGAGAAAAGGCACUCGAAGAAGCCGAGAAGCGCCAGCAGAGUAGAGUGUUAAUGCUCGAAGAAGCUUUGAGGGGAUUCAAAGACCCCAAAACUCAAAAACCAUUACUUCCCCCAGCGCCAACGUCGUCACCUUCAGCCUAAAGAUAAUGGUCAACAUUUACGAAGUAUAGAUUGAUGUUAUGAUGAUCACGGCCUGUGUGGUUUUGUCGUACAGCCUCACGAGUGUAUAUAGCAACUGUAUAUAGGUAUGAAGUCGGCGUUGAUAGACAUGACUCAGGGGAAGUUGUGCAUCACAGGCAAGAGUCUCGCAGAGCAACAUUUGUUGAAUAAUAGGAACCGCGCCUCUAGUAUCUGCCAAAUAUAGAAAGACCU
This is a messenger RNA of Annulohypoxylon truncatum, 1194 nucleotides long. Its product is annotated as optic atrophy 3-like protein. Gene Ontology annotation, biological process: regulation of lipid metabolic process. The transcript is spliced from 2 exons. The record is from RefSeq and is a predicted model, not a curated record. Bases 301 to 963 code for a protein of 220 amino acids. Lineage: Eukaryota; Fungi; Ascomycota; Sordariomycetes; Xylariales; Hypoxylaceae. Gene Ontology annotation, cellular component: mitochondrion.